Molecule: messenger RNA, 1319 nt
Organism: Sphaerulina musiva SO2202
Lineage: Eukaryota; Fungi; Ascomycota; Dothideomycetes; Mycosphaerellales; Mycosphaerellaceae
Exons: 3
Coding region: 110-976 (288 amino acids)
Molecular function (GO): fatty acyl-CoA hydrolase activity
Source: RefSeq, a predicted model, not a curated record
GGUGGAUUGACUGCGGCAUCUUUCGCGCUCAGAACACUCUUUCUUGCCAUUGCCAUUCACAGACUGACAGCAUCGGCGCGCAGUGUUGAGUGUAAGGUACCUAGUCGCCAUGUGUACGCGACGCCUCACAGCACCGAGUCACAUGCGGAUGAUAGCCAGUGCACCUUUGCAAGCUGGUACCGCAAGCUUGAAUCAUCAUAGGCACCGCUCGACCGCAUCGCCAGAUUCUGCAACCGCGGAGCUCAGUCCCCGAUGGCUGUCAGAUGUCAAGAAGAGAUUGGGACACUGCCUCAUGUGGGGACUCAAUUCAGAACAGACAAAAGAGGCCGGGGCCAUACUCAAGCAGAUCUCACGCGAUUGGCGCGAGCUGCUAGCGGGCAGCGAAGGCUUCCUCACCAGUAAGCAGAGGCGCAGCACAUUUCGGCAGCAAGUCGUCUGGGGUGAGCAAGAUUCGAUGGGCCACGUGAACAACGUGGUAUACAAUCGAUACGCUGAGACAGGGCGCGUGGACUGGUUCGCAAAGCUGGCCACGUAUACUGAUCCGUCGCAUGCCAAAGAGUGGAGGAGCAUAUUCACGCCACAGGGCGAUGGUCUCUUACUUCGAAAGAUUACCACCGAGUUCAAAUUUCCUAUGAAAUAUCCGGACCAUGUCUCAAUAUAUCAUAAACUCGGCACGGAGCCGAUUGAAGGAACUGACACGUUCAUCAUGGAUGUCAUGAUUGUAUCGGAGGUGCACCAGCGGCCAGCUGCAAGAUGCAUCGAAGAUUGUGUGCUGUAUGACUACAAAGCGGCCAAGAAAGUGACAUUGCGACCUUUCAUGCUUGACGUACUACAGCAUACGUGGAAGCUGCAGGAGGAGACGAAACGAAUCAACAUUCAGCGGGUAUCUGGACUACUUGCCAGGGUGCAGAAACUCGAGAAGAGCUCGUGGGACAGAGAAGGAGCAGUUGAGAACAUGGGCGUCGUUGGCAGCUGAAGCGUUUCUGUAUCAUUCGACACUUCGAGUGCGUACAUUAUGUUUACAGGCUUGUGCUAAGUCGUAAGUCGCAAAUAAUACAUGUAGACUGAUGUAGUUGCGGCUUUCCGACGACGAGAUGCAGCGGCUACCAGCGCAGUGCAGGGCACCGAAAUAUGACAGGCCGCAGGGCAUAGCCGUCGCACCCUGGACAUCCGCGAGCCGAUUGAGAGGGCGAGCACAAGCGCAAAUUCUUGGCGAGGCGAAGCAUCACGCAGUGUGACGCGGUCUGCAAUUCGUAGUUCGUACUGUUCGAUCAGGCUGCACAAAAGUUGACCGCCCUGCUAUAGCCAGCAUAGAAAUG